Molecule: messenger RNA, 855 nt
Organism: Symbiodinium sp. CCMP2592
Lineage: Eukaryota; Dinophyceae; Suessiales; Symbiodiniaceae
Source: the annotation of a GenBank genome assembly
AUGGCGGAGCCGCCCCUGAGCCGCGUCUUUCCGGGCGGCGCGCCCUCGCCUUCGGCCUUGACACAAAAGAUCGCAGGCCAGCGGCAGCUGCAAGUUCCCGAGGAGGUGGAGUACUUACCACCUCUUCGUGUGGCACCUCCACGACCCAGGAUCCCGGGCGGCACAGAAUUUUAUGGCGCCGUGCCCAAGCACAGUGCGACUUUUGCAUGGUCCGAGCUCUGUGCGACGCCGUCGCCGGAGGAUUCCCUGGCUCCCGUGCCGCAGAUCCCCAUGAAGACCUGGUACAAUUCGUACGUAUACGUUCCGGAAGAGGGCCAGCAGGAUCGCCAGUAUUUACAACGCUUCACUCGCGGACCAAACGGUGAGUGGAUCGACGUGGUCAAGGCUCGCAGACUCGUCGAUGCGAUGGAGGAGCGGCGGCAACAGCAGAUGCGAGACUACAUGGAAAGGGAUAUGGUCCUCGCUGGGAUGCGCGCAAUGGGCUCCGGCGCCCUGAGCGCAGGGAUGGGUGCCAUGCAGAUGGGGAUGAGUGGUAUAGAAGCUGGUUGGGGUGCGAUCGAUGCGGGCUUCAGUGCCCUAGAGGGAACACCGGGAAGCCGGUCCGUGGGGCGCACCGGCAUGCAAGCGGGAGACGGAAGCGAUAUCGGUCAUGGAGUCCACCAGACUCUCUACACCGACGCGUACUCCGGCGAGCGGCUCAUUGCUUGCAAGGGAAAGCUGCAGACUCGCGAAGAGAUCUUGGAUGAGUACCAUAUUCGCGGGCAGGCAGUACCUCAGGAUGAGCCGUUCUUUGACUUCGACAACCUUCGAUUUUCCUGGCCUUUUGCAAGGCAAAGGGGCUGCGAGCGCUGUUAG